Xenia sp. Carnegie-2017 is the source of this 2708-nucleotide messenger RNA. RefSeq names its product transcription initiation factor TFIID subunit 4-like. The record is from RefSeq and is a predicted model, not a curated record. The transcript is spliced from 13 exons. Gene Ontology annotation, biological process: transcription initiation at RNA polymerase II promoter; DNA-templated transcription. The coding region runs from base 31 to 2328 and encodes 765 amino acids. Gene Ontology annotation, molecular function: protein heterodimerization activity; DNA binding; RNA polymerase II general transcription initiation factor activity. NCBI's taxonomy places the organism in Eukaryota, Metazoa, Cnidaria, Anthozoa, Malacalcyonacea, Xeniidae. Gene Ontology annotation, cellular component: transcription factor TFIID complex.
AAUGGCACGGCUUGCAAUACAGUUUUCAGUAUGGCGUCGUCGUUCGUUGAAGAUAUACUCGGUACUGAAGUCGAUGAAAAGGCCGUGAGUGCCUUCGUGGGCUCAUUGGAAAGUCAGUUAGCGUCUCCUAGUUCGUCUGGUGCAAAUUCUUCCAAUAGUCGACCACAUUUACAACGAUCAAAUCAAGUCGUUUCAUCGUCGAGCGCAUGCAUUUCAAGCCAAAGUAACAAAUCGAGUGUGGCCAGCGUAAUCAGUAUAAGCGCGGGAGCACCAGGUUUACCGACCAUUACCGGCAAAACUAUAUUUAAUAAUAAUACCAGUGCGAAUUUAUCAACACCAAUAAACAUUGCGCCAAGACCGAACGUCUCUUCCACUGUUUCACUUGCACCAAAGCCUUCUCUAACGUUGUUGUCUCCUCAGUCUGGAAAUCGCGGUUAUUUGCCCGUCCAGACCCCUGGACUUGGUGUUCCAUUAAUGAUGGGCCCAAUGAGAGGACCACUUGCUCCAAGGCUUGUUUCCACUGCAAUGUUACAGAGAACAAACACACCACAAAACACAGUUCACAAGCUUCCACCAACAUUGCAAAGUCAGACAUCAUCAGUGCAAAGGACUCAAGUUAAACCAGAACCUAAUAUGCAAUUGCAACCGACUCAAAUGUUAAACAACAACAUCAGAAUGCAUGCACCAUCGAUUGCAAAACCCAUGCAAAGUCACUCGAUGGUUGUAAAAAGUGAACAAAAUGUUGCUGCAAAUCAUGUACCACAUGGUGUAAAAUCUGAAUCUUCUAACAACAACAUUGUGCAACAGCCGCACAACAAUGUAACAAUUGCACAAAACCGUUCAGCGACUCAAGCUCAGGUGAAUCGUGUAAAAGAGCAAGUCAUGAAGCUACAGAGUUUUUUCACCAGGUUAAUUACGCUUGCCACGGAUCAGUCACCAGAAAUUGGACAUUCAGUUCAAGAACUUAUAAAAGCAGUGAUGGAAAAUAAAUUAACUGAGGAGAAUUUCACUGCUAAACUUGAAAAGACACUGAAUUCUCCAUCGCAACCCAAUCUUGUCAGUUUCCUAAAGUCAACUCUGCCUUUCUUGCGCCUAUCCAAGCAACAGGCAAUAGGAACGGUGAAUUCGUCUGUGGUUGUUAGGCAAGUGCAAAAACCAGUUCAAUCUGUGGCAACUCCAAGCAAAGCACAGCCAACUAUUCUACCAUCUACUCAUAUUAAUCAUCAGGUUCCGGCAGUUGUUACGAACAAACCGCGAUUAAAACCGGCUCCUGUAUCUGCACCUCAACAAAUUGUACUCAAUCGGCAAACAUUCGCACAACUUACGCCCCUGCAACGACAAGGAAUCCUUGCGCAACAUCCACAACUGCAACAUCUUCUACCGAAAACGCAACUGCCUACUUCGAAGUCAACCCCUGGUCUCGUUCUCAUAUCUUCUCAAUCAAAUCAACCGACGGUGACGCCCUCAACGACUACAGUCAAACCGACAACCAAUAACGCCCAACAAACUCAAGACAAGUCAAAAGCAAGACCGACAUCUUCAAUAUCUGCUGUCACAAGCGGAAACGAUGACGACAUCAAUGACGUAGCCUGUAUGGCCGGCGUCAAUUUACAGGAAGAGCAGUCGAAAAUCCUCGCAACGAAUUCAGAGAUUUUAAACAUUCAAUUGCGAAGCUGUAAGGACUCGUAUUUUCUUAGCAACAAAACUUUACAGAAGCAAGUUGAAGCAAUCGCAAAAAAAUACGGUGUUAGUACACUGGGCUCUAAUGUAUGUGGAUUAGUAUCACAUGCAACGCAAGAACGAUUGACAAACAUAAUGGAAAAACUCUCCAUCUUCAGUUUACAUCGUUUGGAGACUAUGAAGGAUGACCCCACGUAUCAAACAUCAUCUGAUGUCAAAUCGCAGCUUCGGGUGUUCGAACAGAUCGAUGAAAUCGAAAGAAGGAAACGCGAAGCACGACAAAGGGAGGUUUUAAUAAGAGCCGCAAAGAGUCGUUCACGGCCCGAAGACCCGGAACAGGCGAGACUUAAAGAGAAAGCAAAACAGCUCCAACUUGAAGAAGAAGAGACCCUUCGCAAACGUGCUGCAAACAAAACGGCGCUGGACGCCAUUGGACCGCGUAAAAAGCGUAGACUUGACGAAGCUUUGAGCAACUCUGAGGGAUCUUCAUCGCCUGGCACCACUUCCGGCUCAAUUACAAGCAAUGCAAGAGGCCAGAUCUUACGUCAAAGAACGCGACGUGUCAUCCUGAAGGAUCUCCUGCUCAUUAUGGAACAAGAAAAAGAACUAUGUAAUUCGAGACUUCUGUACAAAGCUCUGAUGAAAUAGUAAAUAACACUAAAACAGCCUCGUUCACAUAUCGUCCAUGUGUGCGCUUGAAGGUAAAAUUAUGACGUCAUUGAUUGUCACGUGGUAGACUUGGUGCCAGUCCUGGAAGUAGACCCUAUCUGGGAUACACUGAUGGGAUCCUUAAGAAGCGUGUAGAAUUCACACCCACAAUAACCUCCUGCAUGGGAUGUAAUAGAAGCGUGUCGAAACCACACACAGGAAGAAUGGCAACAAUGGUGUUAUUUCAGUGGUAAUAAUAAUUACAAAAUCUCCGGUCGACAAUGUCGUUGAAAUUUGGUAAAUUGGUGAGAUCAAACAUGACUUCAUUUUAUGCGAUCUCUACAAAAUGGAAAUCAAUAAAACAAUGUGUACAAUUUGUA